CCAGUCUAGAAAUAUCAAUAUGGAUCAGGAGGAUCAGUACUGGUCUCACCUUAUGUCUACUCAACGCCCGUUCUAUCCGGGGUUCAUUAGGCAGAUGUCUAGUCAGGUUGAAGGUGGUGAGGAUGAAGGACAAGUUGUAGUAAUCAACUUCCAGGAUGAAGCUAAGCCACAGUACCAGAUUUACUCAAGACCACAGGAUUUACGUGGGCAAUUCGAUAACCCUCCUCUACCGCCAUCUACCGAUGCCGUCCGGUCCAGGCGAUUAUUCGUUUUGGAGGGGCUUUCAAAAAGUUUCAUACAACUGCUUGGAUCUAGACUGCGAGUUCCACCAUCUUUCUUCGCCGCGCAUUGUCCGCAUACAGGAAGAAUGCAUUCAGCGACCAUUGAUGAGAAAACGGAUGAAGCGGAUCCUGUGUACUUCAAUCAAUCUAGCAUUACUCGCCAGUUACACCGCAUAAACUUGUUUGGGGAUGUGAAGGAUCCUCUUUGGAGCUUUGAACGGGUAUCGUUUUGGAGUACACGUGAAGGGGGGAGCUGGGAUGCUGUUCUACUUGUUGAUCCACCCCUCAGAGACUUCGUUAUCCGCAUGGGUGACCCCGUGCCCCGACGUGUCCUUCAUCUAAAUUCCAAGAACUUUAAUCCACCAGGGAUCGCCGAGGAUAGCUUGAGUCAGGACGGGUCUUGGUUCGCACCUUUCCUAAUGAACUGCGCUGGUGAGGUGCCUGAGAUGAAGUCCAUAUUUGACGACAUCAUCAGCUUGUACCAAGGUCGUCAGUAUCAAUCAACUGCAGAUCCUAGGGCUUGCACAGACAUUUCUGAGGUUGUCCGUAAGCAGUACCAGAUGAGUGUUGGUUCUACCACGUCUACAAUCAACUACCACGUGUGGCUAGACAAGUCCUGGACGCAGCCCUGGACGGAGAGAGAGUUUGGCGGGCUUAUGCGGGCAAAAUCAGCUCUGGAAUCUAUAAAGACGAGCCUCUCCUACAAUAUGGACGCCCUCGGGAUAGGUGGACAGAGUUCGGUCGGCGAGGAAUGGGAGGACAAAGCAUGGAACAGCCUACAGAGUGCGGUUACAGCCCUCAAGAUGAAAGUCGAUCUUAUGUCCGAGGCCUACACUCAAGCUAUAUCCGUACGAGAGAGCAUCAUUGCGAAUCAACAGGCUCGUCAGGUUGGUUACCUAACAUCACUCGCGACUCUUUUCGUCCCUAUCUCAUUCAUUGCCGCUGUCUUCUCAAUGGGAGGGGACUAUGCUGCCGACCAAAAAAGGUUCUAUGUAUUUUGGGCUGUCUCCCUCCCAGUUGCGGUGGUUGCCUUGUCCAUAUCCUUUUUCGGAGGCUAUAUUCAGAAGCUGUUGCCAAACCGCUUGAUUACUCGAGCCACAGAAGAAUCCGCCGUAUAG
Molecule: messenger RNA, 1399 nt
Organism: Xylaria bambusicola
Lineage: Eukaryota; Fungi; Ascomycota; Sordariomycetes; Xylariales; Xylariaceae
Exons: 4
Coding region: 20-1399 (459 amino acids)
Biological process (GO): transmembrane transport; metal ion transport
Cellular component (GO): membrane
Molecular function (GO): metal ion transmembrane transporter activity
Source: RefSeq, a predicted model, not a curated record